Messenger RNA from Scylla paramamosain (green mud crab), 2968 nucleotides. RefSeq lists its product as uncharacterized. The record is from RefSeq and is a predicted model, not a curated record. NCBI's taxonomy places the organism in Eukaryota, Metazoa, Arthropoda, Malacostraca, Decapoda, Portunidae. Bases 16 to 1854 code for a protein of 612 amino acids. The transcript is spliced from 3 exons.
UCAGAAUAUAGUCCAAUGAGGCAAAGACAGAGGGUGAUGCCUGCAACACGAAGCACAGCCCAGCCCGUCCUUCCUUCCUGUCGCAAGAUUCACCCACAUUGUGACCUUGAUGAGAUAGGAGGAUUUACCCAAGUGGCAACCGAAGGCGCCAGGAAGGAUAACAUAAAUACGAGGCGGCAGCGGCACGGGGCAGUCUGCGGCGGAGAGGCCAGAGUGUGCGUGGCGGCUGGUCCCUGCACAAUGCGUUGCUUCGUGGUAUUGGCGGUUACGGCGGCGGUAGCGGCAUAUGGUCCGCCUCGUCCUUCCACUGGCGGGGGCAGCGGCUGCGGCAGCGGCUGUGGCUCCAUUGGCGGUGGAAGUCAGGUAGUGACCACCCACGUGUCCCCGUGCCCCGGUGGAAACUGCGGAGGAUCCUCCGGAUCUGGCGGGGCAGCGCCGUCCGGGGAUGGGGAUUACUGGUGGGCAGGAAAGGACAAUCCCUUUGCCAGUCCUGGGCGCCCUUCACACGUCAGCAUCGGCUGCAGCGGCCCCAGCUGUGGCUCAGGCUGUACAGGAAGUGGCUGCCCCUCGCAGGCCCAACCCUCGCCAGCAGGUCCCGCUCCUGCCCUCACUCCAGGCCCCCCUCCAGGCUCCGUCCAAAACCUGCUGAUGCCACCCAUGGGCAUCUGCUCCGCCAGCUACGUCUGCGUUAACUGGCAACUGUGUCGUGAGGGGUAUGUUAUCGACGAUGGCACGGGCGUCAUCGACAAGCAGCAGAAGAUUAUCCCGCACAGAGUGGCUUCCGCUUACACCAGCUGCGGCGGGGACAUGAUAUGCUGCGGCGUGCCCCAACACGGCACCGGCACCCUUAUCCAACCAGCCACGCCCGGAACAUCCCACUCCCCCAGUCGCGGUACGCCCGCACGUCCACACACGCCCAGCAGCCCGUCUACAUUCUCUGUUCCUGGCUCACCCUCAAGCCCACACAGUCCGUCAACAUCCUCUGGCCCGGGAAAGCCAGCAAGCCCACACACCCCAGGCAGCCAGUCGACGUUUACUCUUCCUGCCUCACCCUCACAGCCACACACGCCUGUCAGCCCAUCCUCUGGCCCGGGAAAACCAGCACGCCCACACACCCCAGGCAGCCAGUCGACGUUUACUCUUCCUGCCUUACCCUCACAGCCACACACGCCUGUCAGCCCAUCCUCUGGCCCGGGAAAACCAGCACGCCCACACACUCCAGGUAGCCAGUCGACGUUUACUCUUCCUGCCUCACCCUCACAGCCACACAAGCCCAUCAGCCAACCAAAGCCCUCUGUGCCUGAGACGGUAGUCAGUCCACCAAAAUUCUCUGGCCCUGGAACACCCGUACACUCAGGGUCUGGCCUCCUCCCUCGCCCACAAACACCCGCCAGCUCCGGGUCUGUCAGCCCACUGCAGCCCUCCCCGCAGCCAUCAGUCCCAGCCACAAGUUACGGGUUCCCAAGUCCUGGCGUGCAGCAGCCAGCCGGCCCCAGUCCUCUGCCCUCUACCGUGAACCAGGCCCGCCCUGUGCCGCCCAACCAGCCCUUGCAGCCCGUCAGCAGCCCUGUGGGUCUGGCCAGUCCCCCACAAGGCCAGGCGGGCGGCAUGGGCAUGAUGGGCAUGAUGGGAAUGAUGCCUCGCUCGGGAUCCUGCAGUGCCGGCACCUACUGUGUUCUGCAGGAGCAGUGUAACCCCUACACAGGCUUCAUCAUGCGCGGCAACACGGCGGUGAUGGCGGUGUGGCCUGAAUCCCCGACCGUGCCUUUCCUGCCUUGCUUCGUUCCUGACGGCUCCAUCUCUAACGGCGUGUGCUGCCAGGAGGCUCACCCCAACGCUGGUGGGGUGGACUAAACAUCGCCACCACCAUCAACAAAACCUGCAGCAUCGAAAAACGCCAAGCAUGUCUUUGCGUGCGUCAUCGUUCACUUCCACCACCACAAAAACGCUACCACUUCACACCACGCCACGUCAAGUACCAGCCAUACACCACACGACGCCACGUCAUGUUACAUACCAACACCACCAAACCACACCACACCAUUUGGCUGUAUGUUGCACCAUCACAUCACGAACACCACAUCACACCACUACACCAUCACAUUCUGAUAUCACAACACCACAGUACAUUGGCACAUACUAAACGAUCACACUAACAUCACUACAGCGCACCACACCACAUCACACCAUACCACUUGCACCACCACACCACACCACCAGAUUACACGACUACACGACUACACUAUAACACUAACACUACUGCAUUACACAAUAUGACUGCACGUUUACACCACCACCACCACCACCACAAAACUGACACUACCACACCUCACCACGAGACUGACAACCAAUCACUACACCAUACCACGUGACUGCACACUUGCACAACCAAGUAUCACCGACACCACAACACGCUAACACCAUCACAAUACUACAAGCUGACACCCUUAUAUUCCCACCACUGUACUGUUCAGACGUUCGAACACAUAACACGGCACUACAGCACAUUCUAAAUUUCACCUCGCUACACCACACCACACCGUUCACAACACAUACACUGUAAAACACCACACUAACCAACACAACACCAUUCGAGUGUCGGCACAUUCAUUACACCAUUUGCACCAUUAACAGCUUUCACGAACAUAUGGACAUGAGAAAGAUAAAACACACACACACACACACACACACAGGGCGCAUAGACGUGCUGAAGGAAGAAAAGUAGGAAUGAUCUCUGGUUCUCCAGCUUCUCUACGCUUCGUCCAGCCUCGUUUAGCAACCCGAUUGGAUUCUCAUGGACUUGUGUGACUUAAUAAAAAAAAAAAAGCAAUCAAGACUUAUAAAGCCACGGUCCACACAUCCAUUUCAAACGAUCCUCCAGGUCCUUCUUCACCCCCAUGCAUCCCUUCCUCUCCUACCCCAUCGCCUCUGUAGCUCGGCGUAAUAAAACGAAUGUAAGAGCUCGCAA